AUGCGUUCUCUUGUUUGGUUACUCGCUGUUGCUUCUGCUACAGUAACAAUUUCAAGUGCGGCUGUCGCAAAUGAUCCAGACGUACCCGUCGUAAUUCACCUUCCGCCACAAACGCACCGUCCAAGAUUCUUAGGACAGGUCGCGCCGCCACGUGCUGUUGAAACCCCAGCUGCCAAGGGUGUUCAAGCUCCAACCAAAUCCCAGGAAGCUGCGAUCGCUGUUCCACAGGCUCAGCAGCCCAUUGCCUCACCACCAGCUCCACCAUCAGUACAGCAGCCAGUUCUCCCAAUCACUAAUGGAGAUCAAGCGUUUGUCGCCAGAUCUGCUUCUAGCGUUGCACCACCACCACCAGUUACCAUCCCACCAGAUGUCCAGAAUCAGCUCAUUAAGUUCUUCGGACUUGACUCGUUCGGAAUCCCAGGACUAACCGGAACUCAUCCAAAUGGAUUCGCAGGAGCUGUCCAGGAAUUGAGAGCCGCCGGAAUUCCAGUUCAGGGACUCCCACCAGCGCAAGCUCAAGGUGUCGCCACUAAGACAGCCGAUGAGAAUGUGCUUGCUCAGGCCAAUCCAAACUUCCAAGACCAGAUCACCCAACUUCAAAACGUUGCCAACAACCCGGGACCAUACAAGGGAGGAGCUUCGCUUCCACUUCCGGCUGAGAAGCCAGGAGAGAACGGACUAAUCGGAUUGCUCUCGAACUCUAUCCGAAAGGUCAUCAAAGAGACCGGAGUAAGCGAUGCCCUUUCCAACUCAAUUCCAAACCUUUUGGGAACUGCCUCAGGAUCUGGAUCCGACUCUUCCGCCGCUGCAGCUUCGUCAUCUUCCUCCAACAUUCGUAGAGCACCAGUCUCGAGCGCAGCUGCUGAAUCCAACGACGAAGCCGCCGCUCAGAUCGCGACGUCUUCCUCAUCAAACAUUCGAAGACAACCAUCCGCUGCUCAACGCGCUCUUUCUGGUUUCGCCGCUGCUCUCGGAGGAGGUGGCAGCAACUCGCCAACGCACGCCGGUCUCCCAAGAAUCCCUGGAAUCCCAUUGUUGCCAGGAGGAAUUCCAAGAAACUCGCAAGGACAAAUCGAUAUUGUGAACCUCAUCGGCUCGAUUACUAAGCGCGUCUCCAAUGGAACAACAUUGUCCGACGUUCUUCCACCAGAGCAACUCCAGAAUCUUGCUGACAAUGUCACCGACGCCCUUCUCCCAGAAACGCCAAAUGUUGAUCUCUCCAAAUUCAUGGGAAGAUGGUUUGAAGGAAUCAAUUCGCCAAGAGCCACCGAGCAGAGAUGUGUUGUACACCACUACGGAGGAUUGACCAGAAACGACAAGACCGCCACAUUCACAUCUCUCAAGAUCUACAGAGAAGGAUCGGAGUUCGGACCAGUUAAGUACUCCAUCGGAUAUGCUUUCCGUGGCGGAAACAAGGAUGCCAUGCUUCAACUUCACUCAUCGGAAACCAGCGAUGCUCAGCCAUUCUGGAUCUACAAACUCGGCCCAGAAGGCAAAGACCCAUUCGGUAACCCACAAUACGAAUACGCUAUCAUUUCGAAUUGGGUCAAGUAUCCAGUGACAGUGCUUGUUCGUGACCCAGAUACCUUCAAGGCCAAGCAUCAAAAAGAGGUUCUCAGAUGGCUUGAGGAUCAAGGUUUCAUCAAUGGAUUCAUCCGCGCGUUCAACCUUCUACAGCCAGCUGGAUAUUCAAGUUGCCAAUAUGCCGACAGCACAUUCGAGAUCCUUCACCCAUCAAUGCAGUGGCUUCGAAAUAUUGCUCUAGCUUUGGCUAUCCUCGGUUCGACGGUGAACGCGAUCGGCGAGAAUGCGAUGGAUUUUCGUGCCAUCACCGGCAUCAUCGGAGGUAUCGGAAAGAUGUUGGAGAGCAAGAUGGAGACCAUCAACGUUCCAGCCGACUUGAUGAUGGGAAAAUGGUUUCAAAUGUACAAAGCUGCGAUGAAUUUUGAUGUUGUGCGCACCCAAAUGUUCUGCCCAGUCGCCUAUUUUUCGCCAAAUCCUAUCAUGGGAGAGGAGGGAUUCUCGAUGCAAGAGGCUUAUAGAGUGGUCUCGAAGACUGGACCAAUUGAGACUUACAAGAGAGACAUGAAUAAAGUUGGACCAGGACAAUAUUGGAUGUAUACCGAGGAAUACUUCUAUCCAAGACAAUUCUAUAUCAUUGGAGCCGGACCAUCCUUUGACAACUCAACCUCGAACGCCACCGAACCCCUUCAAUAUCUCAUUGUCUCCGAUGCAAACCGUCUUUCCCUAAUGGUCUACGCUAGAGAUCCACUCGUCUUCUUCCAGAAGUACAACAAGGAGGUCACCGAUUUCAUGAAUGAUCACGGAUUCGGAGGCAACGUGUUCUGGAACAGCCCGAAGCCAAUCUAUCAGGGACCUGACUGCGAAUGGCCAUCGGAGAAGGAAGUCUUCGCUAGAAGAGUGUUGAGAAACCAGGAGCUUGCUGAGCGCAGCAAAAACGGUACCGCUGAACCAGUUCUGUCCGGAAUGCCGCUCGCCGACAUGAUCCGCGAUCCAAAACGCACUCUGGAACGACUUGUUGGUAGUCAUACUCUUCAAAAAGCCGCCGCUGGAAUGACCGUCGGCCCACCAGCCAGUCAUGCCUAA
Caenorhabditis bovis is the source of this 2607-nucleotide messenger RNA. The record is from the annotation of a GenBank genome assembly. NCBI's taxonomy places the organism in Eukaryota, Metazoa, Nematoda, Chromadorea, Rhabditida, Rhabditidae.